Molecule: messenger RNA, 2304 nt
Organism: Phytophthora infestans T30-4
Lineage: Eukaryota; Oomycota; Peronosporomycetes; Peronosporales; Peronosporaceae
Product: intraflagellar Transport protein 80
Exons: 1
Coding region: 1-2304 (767 amino acids)
Biological process (GO): cilium assembly
Cellular component (GO): intraciliary transport particle B; centrosome; cilium
Molecular function (GO): protein binding
Source: RefSeq, a predicted model, not a curated record
AUGCGUCUCCAGCACUCGCAAUUGCCUGUGAACCAUCACACGGAGAUCGUGACGGCAUGUUGCUGGACGCCUGAGAACGACGCCAUCACAUGUAGCGACGACAACUCCAUCGUGCGUUGGCGAAUGGAUGGAGAAGUGGUGGGUGCAGUGACCAAAAUGGACGCCUACGUCACGUCGGUGCACUGGGUGCCGUCGGUGGGCAAGCAGAGUGCCGACACUUUCGCUGUUUCGUGCACUGAUGGCACGUUCCGCUUGAUAUCGAAGAGUGGACGUGAGGAGAAGCGAGUCCAAGCUUGUGACGCUGGAGCUGUGAUCGCUCUCAAGUGGAACUAUGACGGCACAGCUCUCGUCACUGCCGGAGAGGACGGUACGCUCAAGAUCUGGUCGCGCAGUGGAAAUCUCCGGUCGACACUAGCGACUACUGGCCGGUCAGUCUAUGGCGUGUGCUGGGGGCCUGAUAGCGACCAGCUCCUAUUCACACACGGCAACAACCUAGUGAUCAAGACUGUGCAACUUGGACGCAAAGACAUUCAGUGGAAAGCUCACGACGGCUCCAUCUUGUGUCUGGACUGGAAUCCGAUCAACAACCGCCUCAUCUCGGGCGGGGAAGACCGGAUCUUCCGCGUUUGGGACGCCUUUGGUCGUCAACUGUACCAGAGUCCAGCAGGCGAGCAUGUCGUCACCUCCGUCGCGUGGUGUCCGAACGGAAGCUGCUUCGCUGUGGGUUCGUACAACAUGUUGAGGCUGUGCGACCAGACGGGAUGGUCUUACUGUCGUCAACGUCCUCAAAGCGGCUCGUUAAUGGACUUGGCUUGGGCCUCCGACUCCACGCAACUCGUAGCUGCAGGUGGUAAUGGUGCCACUGUGUUCGCACAGGUUGUGGGGCGUAUGCUGCCCUGGAAGAAGGUCGAAGUGACGCUUGUGGACCCUCGUAAGAUCCACGUCCACGACGUGGUGAACGAGACGCUCGAGGAACUGGACUUUGCCCGUGAUCGAGUCGUGGAGAUGUCCUUCGCACACGGAUUCCUCGUGGUCUGUACGGCAACCCAAUGCUUCAUCUACGACGCGCAGAGCUGGAACACGCCCCACAUCUUUGAUCUGCGUGCAGCUGUGAAUCUGCUAGUUCAGAGCGAGAGUCACUUCCUGACAGUAGACAACUUCAACGGCAUUCAAGUGUACUCGUACGAAGGCAAGGCCGUCAGCAACCCCAAAUUCUCCGGUCUCCACGUCGAGUUCCUUAGCAGCCGCACUAUUUCGCUCAGCAGCGACACUCUUGCCAUUCUGGACCAUUCAGAUCGUAAAACAAUCCGGUGCUUCGACUUGAACACUGGUAAGCAGCUUCCUGUGGCGAUCACGCACUCACUGGAGAUCCUCGAACUAUCGCUCAGUCGCUUCGGACCCAUGGAAGAUCGUAAGCUCUUGUUCAUCGACCGCAACCGUGAUAUGUAUCUGUCACGCGUGGCCAGUAAGGGCAACUUCAAACUGCACGCACAAGUGGACUCUGCUGCGUGGAAUGACGCGUCGGAGUUGCUGAUUGCCAUUGCAGACGCCAAAUUGCUCACUUGGAUGUACCCCAACAUGGUCUACGUGGAUCGAACGUUGCUGCCGGACGUCGUCGAGUCUCGAGACGCCGCGGAUUUCCUCAAGAUGGCGGCUAUUACGAGCUUCGUUGGCUCGAGUGUGACUGUAAGACGCGCUGACGGGACUACUCUGGCUGCUAGUGUAUCACCUUAUGCGCCAAUGUUGUUCGAGUUCACGACGUCCGCGGACUGGGACAAAGCUGUGAGACUCUGUCGCUUUGUGAAGAGCAAAAGCCUCUGGACCUGUCUAGCUGGUAUGGCACUCCACCGACGUCACUUGGAGACAGCGGAGAUCGCUCUAGCGUCCAUCGACUGCGUGGAUAAACUCUACUUCGUGCUGUAUGUGAAAAACUUGGCCUCAGAUGAGCGUCGCAACGCUGAAUUGGCUCUAUACUCUGGCAACGUGGACGAAGCCGAAGCCAUCUUGCUGCAGGCACAUCCGACUCCUCUGGUGUACCGAGCUAUCAAGCUGAACCUGAGACUAUUCCGUUGGGACCGAGCGCUGGACCUAGCUAUCAAACACACAACAGACGCUACGACACACGUGGACACCGUGUUAGCUUACCGUGAACGAUUCCUAGCGGCGAACAAACUCCAAGAGACCGACAAGAAGUUCCUGCAGUACUCAAAACAAGUGGCUAUCGACUGGGAGACCAUCUCCAAAAAGAAAGAGCUCGAGCGGGAAAAGGAACAGCAAAGCAGUGGCGGCAGUCGCCGCAAGUAG